Messenger RNA from Drosophila elegans, 460 nucleotides. RefSeq names its product lipopolysaccharide-induced tumor necrosis factor-alpha factor homolog. NCBI's taxonomy places the organism in Eukaryota, Metazoa, Arthropoda, Insecta, Diptera, Drosophilidae. The transcript has 3 exons. Gene Ontology annotation, molecular function: zinc ion binding. The record is from RefSeq and is a predicted model, not a curated record. The coding region runs from base 37 to 423 and encodes 128 amino acids.
AUUGAGUUUCAGUUCGUAGUUGGCUCCCAAACGAAGAUGCAGUACAAUCAGCCGCCGGCGGGGCCCACUGGUUAUCCCCACCAGAUGCCACCGCCGAGUUACGAGCAGGUGGUUCAUGUGCAGGCACCAAUCCGAGUGGUUCAUGCAGCAUCACCCCCACCCGUGGUGAUCAUUCAACAUCAAGCUGUCAUGCCCGUGGGUCCCGAUCCCAGCUUCAUUACCUGCCCGCACUGCCAUGUCCAGAAGCUCACGCGCGUGGAGUACACGCCCAGUGUGAAAACCCACUGCAUGGCCGCUCUCCUCUGUAUUGUUGGCCUCUGGUGUUGUGCAUGUCUGCCCUACUGCGCCACUAGCUGCAUGAAUGCCAACCACUUCUGCGGCAACUGCAACAAGUUCGUCGGCGUCUACAACGGUGAUUUGUAAUCCCUACAAAAAAAUAAACAGUACCAAACGAACCGAA